UCCGUUAUUAUAGUCGCUCGCCCCAUUUGGGUUUCCAAACCCAGCAACAAUAGAACAAACACAAACCGUCACAGACAGUCAUUGUUUCAGCCACAGCCAAUCAACGUCGCCGCCUGCGUAGAACAAUGCAUUGUUCAUGAGGGCCUACAUACAUUACAUUCAGAGUGCUCCCGAGAUCUCAAAAGAUUCCCCCCGUUCAAGUUCUUUUUUCCUUUUUUCCUUUCAUUCAGAGCCACUGGGGUAGAAAGAGCGAAGAUUUGCAAGUAAUAUCGAGAGAACAAAGAAAGAGAAGAAGAAGCGAUUGCAGCAGCCAUGAGCAACGCCUACGCUGGCUCGUUUGGCCAAACUCACACUGAUGCCUACCACGAAUCACAACCAUACAACAACAACACUUACGCUCAGUCCGACACGACGACGCUAGAGAACGUCAGAUAUGAAGGAGACGCCCAGAUCGCCGCUCGCAGGGCCAUGUCGAAACGCAACUCACGAUCAUACUCCGCCCGGGUCGCCCGCGUGAAGUCGUGGAAGAAGAAGGAGAGGCUCAUGGGGAAGCCGGCGAAACCUACCAUCGACACGAGCUUCACGAGGCACAAGGGGAUGGUGCCCCGUCAGAUGUACCCGCAGGAGAGCCAUGUUGUCAGCAGGGGUAGCUCAGUGUCGAAGCACAACUUCCUCGGGCUGGGGAGGUCGUCGACGAGGAUGAGGGGACUGGGCAUUAUGAAGGGGACGCCGCAGCCGGAAGUGCCUCGCGAGGAUGUUGCUCAUAAGGACAUCGAGCAUAAGGGUGUGGAAGCUCUGGCACCCGCCGAACAGACGUGGACUGAGAUCUCGCCGUCAGACCGACCCAUUCCAAUCGGUAUCUCCAUCCCGUCCGAUAGCAUCGCGGACUUCAGUCCAUACCAGUCGACUCGCCUGAGAUCGGCAAGUGAUGCCACCUUGGUCACACCCAGCAUCAUCGUCACGCCUGCGGCUGCUAUGAAGUCGGUGUGGUCACCUGACACUGAGUCGGAGUACACCCCCAGUGUCUACUCUCGAGCUACCUUUAACCCAUCUACGAUGUCGAACGUUCCACCGGUCCCAGCGAUCCCAGCAGAUGUCUCGAAAUCGGCAGUCUGGAAGCCUGGCAAUGAUGCCAGUCAGAUGAACGGCCAGCAGUUUCCAUCUCGUCCCAGGCACGACACACUCGACUCUGCAGGCACUGCCUUCGAGGAUGAUGAGUCUCCGGUGAGGCCAAAGGAGCGGAUAACCUCCACAGCUACCGUUUUCGAAGAAGACGAGAUCCCACUCCGCUCGAAGGAGAUGCGGUCGCACGCACUGUCUAUCGACACUGCGUCAGUGGUCCCGACACCCAGGAGAUCGCAAGGAUGGUGGAACUUCAUCACAACGCCAUUUGAAUUCACCCGUGCAAACUCGACGUGGACACAGAACGGACGACAUGCCGACCAAACGCCUGAUAUCCCCAUGAUGCCCCAGCAGAUGAACCGAGCGGUAGAUUCGCCAUCGACCCCUUCGACGUAUAUCUGGUCGGCCACAGAGAAGAGCCCGUCUGAUGACGGUAGAUCGCUCAACAUGACGAUCGCUUUGUCGACAGCACUCGCCAACCAGUAUAGCAACGAGAAGUCGUCGUUUGGCGAUGUUGGUAACAACAAAGGCUUGUCUGAUUCGUUCCAACCCACCAACCAGACCAGAGCGAACGAAAGGGCCUUCAAUGCCAGCGAACCAGUCAAGACGUCUGGUGAUGAAGAUCGUCAACAACAAUCGAAAGCAAUUGCUCACGAUGACACGAAUGUGACUUCGCCUCUGUCCGCCAUGUCUGCGUCUCCCGUUAUAGGCACUGCGGCGAUUGGUACCGUUCUCAAUGCCCGACAGAUCCAAGAGCCACCGCAGCAGUACCAGGCUUUCCCACCUCCACCGCCCAUCACCAUUCACAUCGAGAUGCAUGAUAGGACCCGCGAGGGAGGCGUUGAGACGUCAAAUGCCAACUCACAGCGGACGAUUGCUCCAGCCUUUGAGUCAUCAAAUUCAAAUGCAUCGUCCAACGCACCGACACAAACCAUUACAUAUUUCCCACCUCCACCGCCAGCUCGAUCGCCCCAGCAUACACCACCACCGCAGAUUUACGGCAUGGUCGGUACACAACGUAGCAGCCCUGCUCCUAUAUCACAACCACCACCGGAAUUCCUGCCACCACCUCGCGUUGCGUAUAGUGCUCACAAUACCUCUGACAACCACAACAGCCGAUCGAGCACGCCCGUAUCGGAGGACGUCAAACUCAAGAAGCAGAAGCCGAAGAAGCAUAGGAAGGUCUUCAACCUGAUGGAGUGGCUGCCCUGGAAGAAGCGAGCGGACAGCGACAAGGACCCGAAAGCGGAGAAGAAGAGCAAUCGACGCCGGAAGUUGUGUUUGGGCUGCUGCUGCUGCAUCAUCAUCCUCAUUCUUCUCGCCAUCAUCAUUCCCAUCAUCGUGGUUGUGGUAGGCCGGAACUCGAACCACAAUAAUAACAAUAAUAACAACAACAACGGCAACGGUAACGGCAACUCGGAUAAUGCACCAGAAGCUGCGCCGCUACAGCCAGGGCAGUGGAUGAAUCUGACGGGCUACCCACCGAUACCUACGGGAAUCUCCACGAUAUCUCAGCCCGAAGCUGUGGACGCUGAAAAGGGAUGUGUAGCUACGUCCACGAUCUGGAGCUGUGCUAUCCCUAAGGAUGAUCAGAAGACCGACAGCCGCAACAAGCCAGACCAGCCGAACCUCAAGAUCGAAAUCACAUUCGAAAACGGCACGGUUCGUGAUCCCUCGAAGACGCUUCCAGCCCGUAGAGCCGUCAACCCUGUAUCAGCAGGUGCCCUUGUCCGAUCAAGGUUCUUAAACAGUAGGGCAGAGGCCUCAGCCGUUCCAGCUCCUCCAAGCACUGCAGACUACAAUUUCCUUGGAAACACCACGGACGCGAACCAGCAGCCCUUCGAGGGCGAGGAGACUCCCUUCUUCGUCACUCUCCUGAACCCGGACUCUCAGAAAGCCCAGUCACGCCGCCUUGCUCUUCGCGCCGACAGCGACCCAGCCUCCAACAUCACCAGCGGCAUCCCCGAUCCCUCACUGGACCCAGACGGCACCGCCGCAGCCGCAAAUCUCUUCCCGACCGCCUCGCACCAACCGCUCCGACUCUUCAACCGCGGCAAGCCUGACGAACACUACGGCUACUUCGUCUACUACGACCGCUCCAUCUUCCUGAAGGACAUCUCGCGGAACUUCACCAACGGCGGCAACCCGGCCGACGUGGACGGCGGGUCUCGCAAGGACGCCGCCACCCUGCGCUGCACAUGGUCCCAGACGCGGUUCCUCGUGCAGAUCUGGACACGCAGCCAGGCUUCCAAGCCUCUGCUGCGCUCAGGCAGCGGCGAGUCUACGGAUCCGCUCAUCAGGCCGGGCACGUUCCCGUAUCCAGUCACGGUGAUGCUGGACCGCCACGGCGGGAGGGCGGACAAGAAGAUGGUGUAUUGCUACAAGAUGGAGAAGGACGGGACGAUCGUGAACAAGGAGGAGAACAAGAGCUUCGUGCUCGAGGACCGGAGGUUCGGUGGCACGCUUGUCAAUCCUGCGCGAGGCAUCUCGCAGAACGUCCAGGGGCCUGUGGAUGGCGGGACGGGAGGGUGCGCGUGCAAGUGGCAGAAUUGGAGUACUGCUUGAGAUGGCGGAUCCGUCGAUGCGGUCAUCGUCGUCAAUCUAUCGUCAGAUUCGGUGGCAUCGCUUCUGGUUUUAUCAUUACCACCAUUAUUUGGUUUUCCUUUGUUUCAGACAUUCUUCAUGCAGAGUAAGCAUAUGUGCAUAUGGGCGGCGUCUCUCGGUUGCAUUGGUACUGGAUUCCCCGUCACGGGAAAGAUGGAAAAAAAGAGAAACAGGUCAUGAUACGGCCAACACACGGUCAAGGGACCGAUCAUUGUAUAAAAACGAUCACAUUCGAUAAAGGGAUCGAAGGACCACUGGAUGAUCCAACGAUUCGAUACCCGUAUAUUCUUUUACUGGAUUUGAGGUAGAAUGAGGAAUAGUAAUUAAAGUUAGAUAGUAAUAAUGAGAGAGAAAGCUUGCGAACAAUAACGGCUUGGAUUUUCUGAUCUUGUGAUGAGCAUUACCAUUGGCGGCGGGUUUGUCUGUGUACUGCG
Molecule: messenger RNA, 4160 nt
Organism: Aaosphaeria arxii CBS 175.79
Lineage: Eukaryota; Fungi; Ascomycota; Dothideomycetes; Pleosporales
Exons: 1
Coding region: 313-3687 (1124 amino acids)
Source: RefSeq, a predicted model, not a curated record